AUGAAGACGUAUCUACUAGCCUUUACCCUGGUGGCGCUAGCCAUGCUAACUGCUGGACCGGUGUCGGCCGAACGCGAAGUGGACGUGCAGCUAGUCGGUGGCUACGGAGCGGCCCACGGCGGUGGUUACGGUGGUGGCGACGAUGAUGGCCGCCCUGACAGUGGUUACGGUGGAGGUUCUGAUGGUGGCUACGAUGGCGGCUACGGCGGAGGUUCUGAUGGUGGCUACGGCGGCGGUGGCUACGAUGGCGGCUACGGCGGCUACGGUGGUGGCCACGGACACCGCAAAUGGGGCGACGUGGAGAUGUUUCUCAAGAUGCGCGAUCUGCUGAUCGAGGCGGCCACCAACGCUGUUGGCUUCAGCCAACUGAGCGCACUGAACGGGUUCAACGGUGAUUUGAUCGAUCUCCCCUUGAGUGUCCCCAACACGCUGAGUUUGUUCGUGCGAGACCUUGAUAAGGUCCCACCGUACUACAAGUACGACUAUUUGCAUAAGAAACCGGCCCGAAGUGUAGACAUAAUGGAUGAGGCGCAUGAUAUGAAAUAA
Molecule: messenger RNA, 546 nt
Organism: Anopheles coustani
Lineage: Eukaryota; Metazoa; Arthropoda; Insecta; Diptera; Culicidae
Product: protein suex-1-like
Exons: 1
Coding region: 1-546 (181 amino acids)
Source: RefSeq, a predicted model, not a curated record